AUGGAGAGUAAGAAUGAUAUGGAAAUUAAAUAUAUACGUAGAUAGCAAAUGUAGAACAGAUAUGCCUACAUUAAGUAACAGUAGAAUUGUUAUCACUUAUUCGAUGCUGAAUUCUAAGAUUUUAUUGAUAAUUAAGUGAGAAAAUGUUAUUCUAAAGCCUUAUUAAAAGAAGCCUUAGAAUCUCAUGAUGCCAAAUUACUGCAGUAAGUUAGGUACAAGUGUGUUUCUUCAAUUGAUGUAGGAGUUGGAGGAGCAAGCGAAAAAGAUCAAUUCCUAUAUUUUGUGUGCAGAUUAUGA
Messenger RNA from Paramecium tetraurelia, 297 nucleotides. RefSeq lists its product as uncharacterized. NCBI's taxonomy places the organism in Eukaryota, Ciliophora, Oligohymenophorea, Peniculida, Parameciidae. The transcript has a single exon. The record is from RefSeq and is a predicted model, not a curated record.